Megalobrama amblycephala (Wuchang bream) is the source of this 1098-nucleotide messenger RNA. Its product is annotated as polymeric immunoglobulin receptor-like. The transcript is spliced from 5 exons. The record is from RefSeq and is a predicted model, not a curated record. The coding region runs from base 78 to 962 and encodes 294 amino acids. NCBI's taxonomy places the organism in Eukaryota, Metazoa, Chordata, Actinopteri, Cypriniformes, Xenocyprididae.
AUUUGUGUGAUGAAGGAAACGCGUGUGGUAAAAAUCAUUUCUGCCGGUGAUCUCAGUAUACUCGCACAUCAACAGCAAUGAUCCUGUUUGUUCUGAUCUGCAUGCUCUUCAACAUCUCAGGUGCACAAGACAUUCGUACCGUCAGUGACGUGUCUGUCCAAGAAGGAAAAUCUAUCAUCAUCCCUUGUUGGUAUAAUCAUAUUUAUGCAAAUAAUGUUAAAUAUCUGAGUGUUGGAGAUAACUGGGCUUUAAAUACGCACGUUGAGUUCUCAGAUGGGAGAAACAAACACAAGACAGUCUCCAUAUCAGAUAACAAAACCUCUAAUGUUCUGACUAUUAACAUGAGGGAUAUUCAGCGGAGACAGAGCGGCACGUACUGGUGUGCGAUUGAUGUACCUAAAUCUCCUAGAAAGAGCUUCAACUUAAAGGUCACAGCAGGUAUUUCUGGUCUGUACGUUGAAGAUCAGAUGUUGACUGGUUUUGAAGCCGGUAGUGUUACCAUCUCCUGCCAUUAUCAUUUGCCAAAAAAAUUUGGCAUAAAAUGGUGUAAGCUUGGAGGAAAGUGUGUGGAAGAAGCACGUGGGACUUUGGACGGGGCGUCUGUGGAGAUCAGCAAUGAUCAUGGGGUAGUGAUUGUGAGCAUGAGCGGACUGAAGAUGGAGAACACAGGAUGGUACUGGUGCUCAGUGAAGGAACUACAAAUGCCUGUUCACAUCGCUGUAUCUGCGAGAAUAGAAACCACCACUACACUCGAGACGACCUCGAACCAGCCCGUGUCGACCCGCUCUGUGAAAUCCACAGGAACCUUCACAUCUGCUCAGACUCCACGCUCCAGUGACAGACGUCCAUUAUUAUGUCUGAUCGUGUUGGUGAUUGUGAUUGUGAGCUGUUGUGCAGUGACUGUGAUCAUGUGCAAAAUCAGUCAGUUAUCUCCGAACCAAGAAGAAAAUGCAACAUUGUAACAAAUUAAGUCCGUUUUGGAACAAAGCAAAAAAGUUUUUGUCUACUGGAGGUUUUUGAAAAGAUGUUUGUCAGCUGAUGUUGUUAAACUACAGUACAAAUCCUGAAAUACUGAUGGAAUAAAAAGACUUUACAAUA